Paraphaeosphaeria sporulosa is the source of this 1290-nucleotide messenger RNA. RefSeq lists its product as uncharacterized. The transcript has a single exon. NCBI's taxonomy places the organism in Eukaryota, Fungi, Ascomycota, Dothideomycetes, Pleosporales, Didymosphaeriaceae. The record is from RefSeq and is a predicted model, not a curated record. The coding region runs from base 129 to 1127 and encodes 332 amino acids.
UCUUGAUAGAUGUGUGGGCACAGAACUAAAAGCUAUAAAGAAAAUGGAGACCAACACUACGAAUCGAAACGCAUAUCCCGAGACGCACUGGAAGACCUUCUCGUUGUGACCAAAAUAAUCCUCCCAUUAUGCGCUCCUCGGGCCUGUUUACGGUCGCCACCGUCUCUGGCAUGUCCCUGGCCGCCACUGUCAGGACAAUCCACCAAUUUCCAAACCCUACCUGGGUUGAAAAUGUUGCCUCGACUCGCAAUGGAUCCCUUCUUGUCGGCAUCUUGGGUCAGGUCCCAGCCCAGCUGCACAUCCUCGACCCCUUCUCCAACACCACUCAAGACACCCUGCUCCACACCUUUGCCCCCUCCAACUCCAUCUUCGGCAUAACCGAGUACGAAACCGAUGUUUUCGCCGUCGCAGCCGGCAACUUCAGCUUCACGACGGCCAACGGCACCGGCGACGCAAACAUCUGGUCUGUCGACCUACGCAGCGGGACCACCAAAUCCAGCAUCAAGGUACACAAACUUGUGCAUCUCCCCGACGCACAGAUCAACGGAAUCGCAGCACUAAACAGCAAAGCCCUCCUCUUCGCCGACAGCUGGGCCGGCAACAUCCGCAGAGUGGACAUCAAGACGGGCAAACACGAAGUCGUCCUCGAGGAUGCCACGACGGCGAACAACGUCUCCUCGCCGCUACCCCUCGGCGCAAACGGGCUCAAGAUCCUGCGCCCGAACGCCGUCCCGUCGUCCAGAGACACGCCAACGCUCUACUUCUCGAACCUGCAGCUCUCCAAAAUGUAUAGCGUGCCGAUUGAUGGGAACACGGGUCGUCCCCAGGGGCGCGUUACCACGCUGGCGAGCGGGCUGGGCAGCGUCAUUGACGACCUCGCUGUCACGGAUGACGGGACCGUGUUUCUGACGCGGGAUGCGGCGAACGAUGUGGUAAGGAUUAGUGGGGAUGGGGAGGCGGCUACACUGGGUGGGGGGAAUGCGACGGUUUUGGGGCCCACUGCGGCGGCGCUGGGACGGACGUAUCGCGACAGGGGCGUGCUGUAUGUGAGUGCGAUGGGUGGGCAGCAGGCAGAUGGAACGUUCACCGAGGGAGGGAGGGUUGUGGCCAUUGAUCUGGAUGCUUGAGGGCAUGGGUAGAUGGGCUGGCUGGCAUGCACGACGCCGGACUAAGUUUCAUUGGGUUCUUUGAUAGAUUGAUGCCACAGAAAUCACCCUUGAAUAGUGUCCAUCUAGGGUUGAUCUCUUAGGGUUGUUCGUUGAGAAUCGUAUAUCCGAAAAUGUAUAGGCA